Messenger RNA from Anarrhichthys ocellatus (wolf-eel), 5940 nucleotides. It is a transcript of the gene ntsr1, whose product is annotated as neurotensin receptor 1 (high affinity). Gene Ontology annotation, molecular function: G protein-coupled neurotensin receptor activity. Gene Ontology annotation, biological process: neuropeptide signaling pathway. NCBI's taxonomy places the organism in Eukaryota, Metazoa, Chordata, Actinopteri, Perciformes, Anarhichadidae. The transcript is spliced from 4 exons. Bases 92 to 1285 code for a protein of 397 amino acids. Gene Ontology annotation, cellular component: plasma membrane. The record is from RefSeq and is a predicted model, not a curated record.
CCGGCUUGAAGUGAAAGUCAAACAGAUGGCCGCUCAGUUUAAACAAACAUACUUUCAGUUUCAAUAUUUCCACAUAUAGCCUAGAGCUGUAAUGGAUUUAAAUCUCACACUCUCCGGACGCGAUUUGGGCGCGCUGGCGCAGAGACUCUUUGGGAACGACUCGCUGUUUCCAUUUGAAAACACCACCAAGACAGAUGGGGAAGACUUGGAGGUCAACACGGAUGUUUACUCCAGGGUGAUAGUCACCGUCAUCUACGCUGCUCUGUUCGCCGUGGGCUCUCUGGGGAACUCUGUCACCCUGUACACCCUGCUGACCAAAAAGACGCUGCAGAACCUCCAGAGCACCGUGCAUUACCACCUGGCCAGCCUCGCCGUCUCCGACCUGCUGAUCCUCCUGCUCUCCAUGCCCAUCGAGCUCUAUAACUUCAUCUGGUUCCACCACCCGUGGGUGUUCGGCGACGGCAUGUGCAGGGGCUACUACUUCCUCCGGGACAGCUGCUCCUACGCCACGGCGCUCAACAUCACCAGCCUGAGCGUGGAGCGCUACAUGGCCAUCUGCCACCCGUUCAAAGCCAAGAGCAUCAUGUCCCGCAGCCGCACCAAGAAGCUCAUCAGCGCCAUGUGGCUCGCGUCCUUCGUGCUCGCUGCGCCGAUGCUCUUCGUCAUGGGCCAGGUGAUGCGUAAAGGCGAGAAGAUAUGCACCACCAUCGUCUCUCCUGUCACUAUUAAGACCGUGCUACAGGUCAACGCGUUUCUGUCCUUUGUGAUACCCAUGCUGGCCAUAUCUGCACUGAAUGGGAUCAUCGCCAAUCAGCUGAUGCGGAUGUUCCGUGAGGCGGAGCAGGACAACCGUGUCUGCGUCGUUGGGGGAAAUCCCACCAUGCUGAAUGUCACCGUGGAGCCCAACCGCGCUCAGUCGCUGCGCCAUGGGGUUCUUGUUCUCCGAGCGGUGGUUAUAGCCUUUGUGGUCUGCUGGCUGCCCUAUCACGCUCGCCGCCUCAUGUUUUGCUACGUCUCCUACUGGUCCGAUGACUUAUACGACUUCUACCACUAUUUCUACAUGCUGACCAACGUCCUGUUUUACGUCAGCUCCGCCAUCAACCCAAUCCUCUACAACCUGGUGUCGGCCACCUACCGCCAGAUAUUCUUCUCCAUGCUGCGCUACUUCUGCUUGCCCUGCCGCCGUACACCCAGGAGGCACCCCCACCCCUUUAACCGCCACUCCAUCAGCAUCUCCAGCAACCACACCCUCUCCACCAACAUCAUCAAAGAGACUGCGUACUGAUUAGGCUGCAACGGAAUACACUUCCUCAUGCUAUGAACCCAUCUGUGCCACAUUGUGAAUACUUGUCCAACUUCAUCUAGGACAUUCUGGAACUGGUUUUGAGCCUGUUGGCACAGGCUGAUCCAGUACUGAGAUCGCUAUCAUUUGACAUGUGGCACCAAGUGCUCACUAUGAGAUUUCAUUUCAGAUGCACACUUAUUAUGUGUGAUUCUGUGUUGUGUCUUUGUUCAUUCAACAUGAGUUUGGGAAAUGAAAAAAAAAAAACGACAUACGACAAUGGAAGUAUGAAAAGGGGAAGGAAACGGGCAAAAGAGCAUCUUUUAAAUGGAAACUGAUAUGUAAAUGUUAUAUACGGUAUCAAUGUUUGUAUUGUGCCAAUGAUUCACAGUGGCUUGGUGCUGUACAGUGCACAUGAUUCAUUAUUUUCAAGAAUCAACUUAAAAACCUCUUGAAAGUACUUUGUCUAUAACUAUGGCCUCUGGCAAUACUUUCACCACUACUAAAGUGCUGAUGCAAACUUCCUUUGUGCUACAUUGGGUGAGCAUCUGUGGAUAAACUCAGCUUUGAUGUUGGGGGAAAGAAAGUUGCACAGAGUUGGUAUUUCUCUUUCUUGAAUCCAAGUUGCAUUGACUGCUGUGUGGAAAGAAUCCCUUGCAUCAUUACCACUUACCUCACUUGCCUUUCUUGGCUUUGUCCCGAGUUGCUUUUAAGCACAACUUUAGUCGAACAGAAGGUGAGUUCAAAUAGCUGGUCCUUAGACUCUGAAAUAUAAAUGUACAUGGAAUUUGUAAAUAGUGUGUACAAACCAUAUGAAUAUUUCUUGUUAGUUUAAGUGUGUAGACAGAGUAGGGAUGUCGCGAUACCAGAAAUUUACUAAUCAACACCAUUACCCGUGAAAUCCUAACAUUUUCAAUACCCAAUUUACUACCAUUGUUAAAAAAAAUACAACACAAACACUUUGAACUAGUCUUAUUUUAUAUUGCUGUGAAAAGAUUCAGACAGCUGUAUUUAUUCAGGUUUCUGGCCAAACAUGUCAUGACGUUAUAAUUUACCCAUUUUAACUGAAUAUAUCUUGAAUGAAUGAUAAAUAAACUCAACGCAACCUCCAUUAACAUUAGCUGCAAGCUCCGCAGGACUGUUCUGCCAUCUGCUAACAGCUAAUGUUAACUAGCUUUCCUUCUGCUGAUUUCAACAUGUUCUUGUUGUUCACAAUGUAGCCAAUCGACUGGAGGCUGAAGGCGUUGAUAGUUAGUUGAAUGCCUCCUAUUGGAUUUUAGACUCCAUUAGUCUGGAGGUACCUAUGGUGCUUGUGGUACUGUAGAAAAACGAGCACCGUCACAUUUUUUGAAUUCUGGCAUCGACUGGACCGACAAGUUGCUGUGAUUGAUUAUUUGAAGUAUUUGUACCAUGUGGAGCAAAUAAUAAAAUGUAAGGAUGAAAAGGCACAAGCAUGCUUACCUGAAACGUAAAGUCGAACGGAGCAAGGAGCACUUCAACAGAUACAGAGAACCCACUCGAUUGCCUCCCCACCAGCUGCUGCUGGAGCAAUCGGAGGUAAUCUGGAAGAGAUCUGGGUGCUCCAACUAUUCCAUUAGGAGCAACGGCAAGAUGUGAAACAAUCUGGACUCUCCCUCAGUUAAGGCACACAAUAAGUAUUACAGAAGGAUUACAGAAAUGCCAUUACCAUCAUUUAUUCAUGAUUUAGCAACAGCAUUCUGAAAGACCAAGAGAAUGGAGCUAGCGCAAUGGGCCACUCUUCUUCUGAAUGAUGUUGGGUAGCAGAAGAAUGCUUUGAUUGGGUCUUUAUUGUAGUCUAAUUCUGGAAUACGUUUUUAACCAGAAGGGGGAUUAUUCGCCCAGUGCACCAGCUCAGUACCCCUAGAAAUUACGUACAUUGUGGGCGAUUCCGCACCUCAUGAUUUAUGUCCAGCUACACAUUUCCGUGCCAAUGCAAGAAGUAUUGUUUGUGUAUAAUUAUUAACUGUAACCAUGAUCCUACCCCAACCAUAAGCUAUUACUGUUAAGGCAUAACCCUCACCAAAGAGUUAUGAUCUUUCCCCAAACGAAACAACACCCUAACCUCAAGCUUAACUGUUUUAAUUUAUCCUUUUGGCUACUAUGCUUGAAACAAACUAGUUUGUACUUUGUGUCGUUCGAACACAUCUGAACGCAAAAAGUGUUUAUAACUGUUCCAAACAGCGAGACUCAACAUCUGGGGGAGAUGCCAGGUGUCAUAGAGAGGGGAUAGGCCUGAUCAUCGUUGAAAUAAGAAGAAUCAAUUUUUUCUUGCACUUCUUCGUAAGUACAAAAAGUGGCAUGUAUAAAUAACGAAAAAAAGAGUGCUUGUAAGAGAAGUUAAAACCCUACUAUGGUCUAACCUCUGCAUGCUUGGCCAAUUGCUGCUACAGAAAGGUGUCGGGGGUGAGGUUUCAUUAAUUUUCCAAAAAAGAACCUCAAUUCAAUAAGUGUACUUUCACCUUGACAUUUCAACUCAACCCUCUUCAUCUCAACCAGAGUAAAUUACCUCAGAAUACUGAAAACAUAAGCAAUGGACCUAAAACGUAUAGUUGCGGAAUGUAAUCAGUGGUUUGCAGAUAUGUCCAAUAUCGACAUUCUUGUCUGGCGAUGCACAGAACAGCAAACACAAUUGUUGUCAAUUAAGUUCCUAUCCAGGUAAAUCAAAUAUCAAUUCAGGACCAAUACUGAGAGGGGUCAUCGUAAUCAUAUUAGUUAAAAGUUUUCCUCUGGACUACCUGUGGCUUGUUGCUUGUGUUGUCAGUAUUAUGCGACAUAGGUGUGUACAGUAUGUGAGGGUAAUGCUUUCUCUAUGCGUGUACUUGUAUGUUCCCCAAAGAGUACAUGUAACUUACAAUGUAUGGUACUAUUUUAUGUGUUUUUGAACAAAUUACAGAUUCUAUGGUAUGUUUGUUUUUUUUUGCUUUAAAAACAUCAUUGAAUCAGCAGCACUUGAGAAUUUUUUAUCCACAAGGUUAUUUUCAGUCUUUGAGAGAACCCAGCAUGAUACUUCAUCUUAAGAGAAGCCUCUAAAUACUGAUUUCAGUUUGCUACAAAUGGAUAGAAAUUGAUUUCAUUAUAAGAGGCUGUAGUAAUUAUCAGGGUCACAUCAGCUGAGUCCUUCAAUGUUUGCAGUUUGCACUGCUUAUGUUACUGCAGUCCCACAUUCUUCCCACAUUUAUGUUUGCCAGGUUCAAAACCAAUUGAGGUGAUGUACAAAGUUUCAAGUCUUGUCAUCACAACCGUCUGCAGCCAUACUAGCGGCUCUGUGAGGCUGUACUUGGGCUAACAUCAACAUCAGCAUAGUAACUGUACUAACAUGUUGACGCACAGCAGGUACAAUGUAACAUUGCCACCACCUUAGCAUGCUAACACUAAGCAUUUGCUAAUUCCCAGCAAACACAAAGUAUAGCUGAGGCUGAUUUUAAAAAAAAAGGCGUUCAAUUUGCAAAAAUUCAGAAAAUCACAAAAGUGUUUGGGAUUCAUCCUGAGGGGUAUACAAAAUAUAUCCAAUACCUGUUGAGACAUUUCUACAAAAACAAACAAAUGUAAACUCUGUGGUAGAGCUAGAGGAAAAGUGAAGGACCACCAAAUGUAUUAAGAUACAUUGUCUGGAAACCAAUAAUAUCUGUCCAAACAUUCAUGGCAAUCCAUCCACCAGCCAUCCAUAGAGCCAUGUCGCUAGUGUGGCUGAAAAUGCAAAAUAUUUACAAAAUAUUCAACAGCAAUUUCACUUCUGUGUAUUCAAUAUUUACCACCUUAUGCAUUAGGUCCUGAUCAGAUCAAGCGCCUUUUAGCAGCCUGGGACGGCUUUCUGUAAUUGUUGUCAAUGAGAGUGAAGCGUUUUGCAGGAGCACUCUGAUAGCCUUAAGUUGGAAAAAAAAAAAUCAACUUUGAGUGUAAAAGCGCCCAACGUCCCCACGUUUUUUUUCCUAAUCGUAGUGAGUUUUGCUGGAUAACCAGAGCUACAGUAUGUGACUUCACCAACCAUAGCUACCAUGAUCUGAACAGAAAACAUAACAUUAGUGCUUUACUUGAGAUUUGGGGUUUUCAGCCAUUUAAACUGUACUAUCAACUAUUAGCUAGCCUACACUUCAUGGUUUAUGUAAAGCAGACAUUAUCACUCAUUCGGGAGUUGUCUAGCAUAAAGUAAAAAAUAGAAGCAGCAAAAAAAAAAAAACCUGCUGUGAUCAGGCCCUUACACUUCCUUUUGCCCACUAAACCCACAAUGUGACCCGGCACUGCUACCACUUACUCAAUGCAUAUCUCAGCAGUACAUUGACAAAAAAAAAGCUCAACCUCUGUGUACUAUUUUUAUUACCUAAUGGCUGGUCAUUUUAAUAUCAUUUACUUUCUUAUUGUAGGUGACAGUUACAGUAUUAGCUGUGCUUUGUAUCGGUUGAUAUGACUCUGUGUUCCUGUGUGGUAUCUGUGUUCCUGUUGAAUCAAUGGAGGCUUUAGCCACCUUAUAUACGUUCCAUCAAAACUUAAUUCAGCCAAACAUCAGAUUCCCUGACCCAAAGAUCCACCAGACAUACUGAAUGAAAUAUAUGAAAAAGAUACUGUAUAUCCCUUUCAUUUUUGCAAACCAUGCAGUUAGAAACUGGUUCACUGUACCCUUCUGCAUAUGACACAUUUCU